This is a messenger RNA of Helianthus annuus (common sunflower), 1117 nucleotides long. RefSeq names its product 2-oxoglutarate-dependent dioxygenase DAO. Gene Ontology annotation, molecular function: dioxygenase activity; indole-3-acetaldehyde oxidase activity. The record is from RefSeq and is a predicted model, not a curated record. Lineage: Eukaryota; Viridiplantae; Streptophyta; Magnoliopsida; Asterales; Asteraceae. The transcript is spliced from 3 exons. The coding region runs from base 53 to 973 and encodes 306 amino acids. Gene Ontology annotation, biological process: auxin catabolic process.
CCCACUUUUAUAAAUUACUAAUUAAUUUUCUUCACAGGUUUAGCAACACGAAAUGGCCACGAAAUGCAGUAUCCCUGUGAUAAAUCUACAUGAUUUUCCCAACCAAUCAUCCAAAUUGAUCGCAGCCUGUGAAGAGUGGGGCUGUUUUAGGCUGCUCAACCACCAUGAAGUCCUUCCAGCGACGCUCAUGUCCGAGAUGAAGGCUGUUGUUAAAUCUCUCUUUGAUUCACCGGUCGAGAUCAAGCGCAGGAAUGUCGACGUAAUCCCUGGGAGUGGAUAUAUGCCGGCUCCGACAACCACAAAUCCGUUCCACGAAACACUUGGCUUUUAUGACAUGACCUCCCGUCGUGAACUCGACAAUUUUUGCUCUCAACUGGAUGCGUCACCUCAUCAAAGAGAGACAAUAAUAAGAUACACCGGAGCAGUACAUGAGCUUUUUGUGGAGAUCGGAAAGAAAUUAGCCGAAGGUUUAGGGGUAAAAACUGAUAAUAUAGGAAUCAAGAAUUGGUCAUAUAUGUUCAAGAUGAACAAAUACCACUUCACCCAUGAAAGUGUUGGACUCCCAGGUAUCAACACACACACAGACUCUGGGUUCCUUACAAUCCUCCAAGACGAUGAAGCGGUUUGCGGUUUAGAAGUCAUGAACAAGUCCGGCGACUUCAAUUCCAUCGACCCAGACACCCUUCUUGUUAACAUUGGUGACAUGGCAACUGUAUGGAGCAAUGGAAGAUUUCACAAUGUGAAGCAUAGGGUGCAAUGCAAAGAAACGAAGAUACGAGUGUCAAUUGUAUCAUUCCUUUUAGGACCAAGAGGGGUAGUGGAACCCAUACCAGAACUUGUGGAUGAUGAGCAUCCGCGCAAAUACAUCCCUACCAGUUUUGAAGAUUACAGGAAACUGAGGUUCGCGACAAAGUUGCAUGCAGGUGAAGCUCUUGAACAACUCUUGUACACACCUAGCUCAGACAAGAAAUGAACCAUGGUUGGUUCACUUGGUCAUUUUAGAAUAAGUUUUUUAGAUUGUAAACAUACAACUGUCAAUCCAAACAUAUACAAAUUAGUAUGAAUUAAUAAAAUGUAAAUAGUGUUAGAUCCAAGGUAAAUUUUAACUUUUGAUUGA